Monosiga brevicollis MX1 is the source of this 2927-nucleotide messenger RNA. RefSeq lists its product as uncharacterized. Bases 90 to 2927 code for a protein of 945 amino acids. Gene Ontology annotation, biological process: peptidyl-lysine methylation; proteolysis. The transcript is spliced from 24 exons. Gene Ontology annotation, molecular function: calcium ion binding; calcium-dependent cysteine-type endopeptidase activity; protein-lysine N-methyltransferase activity. The record is from RefSeq and is a predicted model, not a curated record. NCBI's taxonomy places the organism in Eukaryota, Choanoflagellata, Craspedida, Salpingoecidae. Gene Ontology annotation, cellular component: cytoplasm.
GGUGCCCAACGGAAUCCUACUUUCUCGAUCAGCUGACCAAAGAAGAGGUCUGGGAUCACCUCUCCUUGGCAGAUAGUGCCAACAACGUCAUGACUGCUAGCGUACCAGGCGAGGACAAAUGGAGCAACGUGGAAAAUAGGGACCUGGGUGGCCCCGGCCUUGUUUCUGGUCACGCAUACUCUCUCAUUGGUGUGUACAAAUCCAAGCGGGGUCAUCGCUUAAUUCAGCUCCGCAAUCCGUGGGGUGAACUUGAGUGGACUGGCGACUGGUCCGACAACUCGCCCCUCUGGACUUCUGAUAUGUUGGAUGAGGUCAAGCCGACGCGCAAUGCCAAGGAUGGCCUCUUCUGGAUGUCUCUGGAGGACUUUUUGCAAUAUUUCUCGGCCAUCAACAUCUGCCACGUGUGCAGCGCUGCCGAGGGCCUGCCAUGGCGCGAGUCUCGAGCUAAAAACAUUCUGAAUCUCCAAGAUCAGCAGCGGCCGACCGUUCCUUCCUUCACCGUGCGCAGUGCCACCGACUGCCUGGGCUGGAUUUCGUUGCACCAGGACGAUGAGCGUGUGCUGCACGGUCAACCUUACGUUGAUCUAGCUUUGAUUGUCUUGCUGUACACACCCGAUGGCCAGCUCAGCUUUGUUGAGGCUGCAUCUGGCAGCUGGACACGUCAGACCCAGCUUCGUCUUCAGCUGCAGCAAGCCACCUAUCACGUGGUGCCCUUUACGACUGGGCGAACACACGAUAAAGUGGCAUACCCUCUACCCUCUGCCAACGUGUUUGAUGCCUCACACCUGCUGAGCAAUAAAUAUCUCAGCAUUGUUUGGGAGGUCUUCCGCCGCUAUGACCUGGAUAUGAAUGGGUUCUUGACGCCUGAAGACUUUGCCCGCCUCGCGAUGCGAGCCAAACUGGUUGCGAGUGAGCAAGAGGCGUAUGAUGUGGCCGAAACUUUGGACCAGCGCGCGGGAGCGGGCAUCACGCGUGACGGCCUGGUGACCUUCAUUUCACGUCAUAAUGAAUCGGAGAUCCACGAAGCCCUGCUGAACCUGGGCUACUCUCAGGACCUCCAGACCACACAAGAACGAUCUGUGGUCCUCUCGGUUCAUUCCACAGCCAAUGCCCCCAUUGUGCAGAACGCCUACGAUCAAGAGCUGGAACAUAAGGCCUUGGAAUUGUGGAUCCGCGCCCGAGGUAAAUCAAAGGAAUACGACAACGGCAAGCUCCUCGUGUGGGAGCUGGGGCGAGGCGACAGCGGCACAACCAUUGCAGUCGAAACGCAUUAUACACGCGAGGCCGAAGUCACGAUUGACUGUUCGGGAUCCAACAACGUGGCGUUUUCCAACGAUAACCCAUGCCUGGUUAAGCACGUGGAGCCAGGCAAGAUGACCAUCUUUCACCAUUUGUCGCCCUUGGACCCGACGAAGUCCUGGCGCUGGACAUACCAGCUAAACCUGCGGACGGCAGCCAUGGAGCCGGAAGCCAAGCAAGCCAAGCUGCUGGCUCGACCUGCGCAGGCGCGGAUGGACAAGUUUUUGUCAUGGGACAGAGGUUGGCGCGCACGCAUGCCUGGUCUCACGCAGCGCUGGGGCGGCAGGUGCACUUCCAUGAACAUUACGAUCAGCCCCAACGUCAAGGUGACCGCGGAUGACGUGGUGCACGGGUUUGGCAUGGUAGCUGCCACCUCGCUGGCCGAAGGAGACGUUCUUUUUGAGAUUCCACGCAGCGCCUUGAUCACCGUGAACAACUCCCAGAUCAAUCAACAGCUGUCAGAAAUGGCCGCGGCCUGGGCUGAGGAGGAGGACGAACCCGAGGAUGGCGAUGGAGAUCCUCGCCAGUGGACUCAGCUUGUUUGUGCCAUGAUGGUGGAGAACACGGACCCCGCGUCCCGCUUUCGACCCUAUCUCGACUUUUUGCCCGAUCACACAACGCUUGCUCAUCCCAUGUUGUGGACCAGCGCCGAGCGCGAUCAGCUUCUGGCUGGCUUACGUCUUGCGCAGGACGUUGAGAAUGACCUUGAGAUGAUCAACUCUCAUUUUCAAGAGCUGGCUCUUCCCUUCUUGCGCCGCCAUGCGUUUCCUGCUCUUGCAGAGCUGUCAGAUGAGGACCUGCGUCGCAACUUCAUGGCCUUUGCCGCUGUGGUCAUGGCCUACAGCUUCACGGAUGACACCACGGGUGAGGUGUGCAUGGUGCCCGUCGCCGAUAUUCUGAACCAUGUCACGGGCAAAUGCAACGCCAAGCUUUAUUACGCCAAGGACGCUCUUCAGAUUUUCAACACCUAUGGCUCAUUGGACAACCAACAAUUGCUGCAAAAGCACGGCUUUGUGGAGCCCACCGGGACGCCCUUUGAUGAGUCUAUCUUACCCGUUGAGGAGCUGGUGGCUGCGCUGCGUCCGUCUUUUGAGGGCGUUCUUGACGACGCGGCCGUUGAGCGCAAGUUGGAUCUACUCCUCGAACGAGGCUUUGCUUCCGGUCCUCCCGCCUACUGUGCGCUUGGCCGCAUCGUGCUCGAGGACAUGCAAGAUCACAAUCGCAACUUUUUGCGUGCCAUCAGCAUUCUUGUUGCCCGGCCCGAGCAGAUGGAUGCUUUGGAGGAGGCUGCUUACACAGCCGAGGGCUAUGGCUCAGACGAAGAAGAUGACGAUGAGGAAGAAGGUGAAGGCGAAGGCACCCAGGCCUCUGCGGCAAGUGGGCACCUUGGUCGUGACGCCACUUGCUUUACCAACUAUCUCAAGGUCCAGGAGGAUCCCGUCCUCCGCAAGUUGCCACUGGAAGCAUUGGGGGCUGUGCUCGAGAUGAUGCAGGAAAAGAUUGACGCAAACCAAGCACGGCUGGCAGCUUUGGCGUCCAAUCCAUCAUCCAAAGUCCUGGGUGUGUCCCAGCUGCUGCGUGACGACUCAGCCGUCUUGACCUCUUGGCGACAGAUUGCCCUUGAGUAG